CAGCCGCCCGCCCCCUCUCCCCCCGCCCGCCCGCCCGCCCGCCGCCUUCCUCCCUCCGCCUGCCUUCCCCACGGCCGGCCGCCUCCUCGCCCGCCCGGAGCCCAGGCCGCUGCGGCCGCGGCGGCGGAGCCCCCAGCCAUGGCCUCGGGCGACACCCUCUACAUCGCCACGGACGGCUCGGAGAUGCCGGCCGAGAUCGUGGAGCUGCACGAGAUCGAGGUGGAGACCAUCCCGGUGGAGACCAUCGAGACCACGGUGGUGGGCGAGGAGGAGGAGGACGACGACGACGACGAGGACGGCGGCGGCGGCGGCGGCGACCACGGCGGCGGGGGCGGCCACGGGCACCCGGGCCACCACCACCACCACCACCACCACCACCACCACCACCACCCGCCCAUGAUCGCGCUGCAGCCGCUCGUCACCGACGACCCGAGCCAGGUGCACCACCACCAGGAGGUGAUCCUGGUGCAGACGCGCGAGGAGGUGGUGGGCGGCGACGACUCGGACGGGCUGCGCGCCGAGGACGGCUUCGAGGACCAGAUCCUGAUCCCGGUGCCCGCGCCGGCCGGCGGCGACGACGACUACAUCGAGCAGACGCUGGUCACCGUGGCGGCGGCCGGCAAGAGCGGCGGCGGCGGCGGCGCGUCGUCGGCGGGCGGCGGCCGCGUCAAGAAGGGCGGCGGCAAGAAGAGCGGCAAGAAGGGCUACCUCGGCGGCGGGGCCGGGGCGGCGGGCGGCGGCGCGGACGCGGGCGGCAAGAAGUGGGAGCAGAAGCAGGUGCAGAUCAAGACCCUGGAGGGCGAGUUCUCGGUCACCAUGUGGUCCUCAGAUGAAAAAAAGGACAUUGACCAUGAGACAGUGGUUGAAGAGCAGAUCAUUGGCGAGAACUCGCCUCCCGAUUACUCCGAGUACAUGACAGGAAAGAAGCUUCCUCCGGGGGGCAUUCCUGGCAUCGACCUCUCGGACCCCAAGCAGCUGGCAGAAUUUGCCAGAAUGAAGCCAAGAAAAAUUAAAGAAGAUGACGCUCCAAGAACAAUAGCUUGCCCUCAUAAAGGCUGCACCAAGAUGUUCAGGGAUAACUCGGCCAUGCGGAAGCACCUGCACACCCACGGCCCGCGCGUCCACGUCUGUGCGGAGUGCGGCAAGGCUUUCGUGGAGAGCUCCAAGCUAAAGCGGCACCAGCUGGUUCACACUGGAGAGAAGCCCUUUCAGUGCACAUUCGAAGGCUGUGGGAAGCGCUUUUCACUGGACUUCAAUUUGCGCACGCACGUGCGGAUCCAUACCGGAGACAGGCCCUAUGUGUGCCCCUUCGACGGCUGUAACAAGAAGUUUGCUCAGUCCACUAACCUGAAAUCUCACAUCUUAACACACGCUAAGGCCAAAAACAACCAGUGAGGAGACAGAGAAGGACCUGCCCUCCGCAUCGGGAUGGCGGGAUCGACACGCCUCUCCUUUGUAUAUUGUUUCUAGGAAAGAAUUUUAAAAAAUGAAUCCUACACACCUAAGGGACAUGUUUUGAUAAAGUAGUAAAAAAAAAAAAUUAAAAAAAAACUUUAAUAAGAGGACGUUGCUAAGAUGCGCUAUCUUGCUCUGUGAUCUCGUUUCAAAAACACGGCGUUUUUGUAAAGUGUGGUCCCACCAGGAGGGCGAUUCAUGAACUUCGCAUCAAAAGACAAUUCUUUAUACAACAGUGCUAAAAACGGGACUUCUUUUCACAUUCUUAUAAAUACGAAGCUCACCUGUUGCUUACAAUUUUUUUAAUUUUGUAUUUUCCAAGUGUGCAUAUUGUACACUUUUUGGGGAUAUGCUUAGUAAUGCUAUGUGUGAUUUUUCUGGAGGUUGAUAACUUUGCUUGCAGUAGAUUUUCUUUAAAAGAAUGGGCAGUUACAUGCAUACUUCAAAAGUAUUUUCCUGUAAAAAAAAGUUAUAUAGGUUUUGUUUGCUAUCUUAAUUUUGGUUGUAUUCUUUGAUGUUAACACAUUUUGUAUAAUUGUAUCGUAUAGCUGUAUUGAAUCAUGUAGUAUCAAAUAUUAGAUGUGAUUUAAUAGUGUUAAUCAAUUUAAACCAUUUUAGUCACUUUUUUUUUCCCGAAAAAUACUGCCAGAUGCUGGUGUUGAGUGUAAUUUCUUUGCCUGUUCGGUUACAGAAAGUGGUGCUCAGUUGUAGAAUGUAUUGUACCUUUAACACCUGAUGUGCACACCCCGUGUAACAGAAAGGGCAACAAUAAAAUAGCAAUCCUACAGAAAGAAUACGGCAGAGAAAGAUCUGUAAGCACAGUCUUAGUUCCUUUUGUUGUCCAGAAUAAUUAUAAUUCUUGAGCCUCCCAGAAAUUGGAAGCUAAAUAAAGCAACUCAAGUUUUCUUUCCUUCGCACUCGGUCGCAGUGGCGCGUGUCAAGCAAGGCGUGGGUAUUCUAGGACUCCUCCGUGGACUGGAUUCCGAAAGAGCAGAGGACAGGCAGCCCGAGUUAAGGAACUACCUCAGAGUCCCCCGGCCAGGCCGGGGCGGAGGGGGGGGGGCCGGCUCGGGCCCCAGCCCCGUGUGCGUCCUCCAGGUAAGGUGCGGGCUGCAGAGGCACGGCCGCGAGAACCCCGCGGUUCCUCCCUCUGGUGGGGUCCCCAUGCUGGCACCAGGAACUUAGUGUCAGCGUCUAAACAGCUGCUGCGGGCAGGUCGGUGACGGCGUGAUCAGAAACUCGUACUCAGUGAGUACUUUACCUCUCUCCUCCCUCGGCCACCUCUCCAGUGCUCGGUGAUGAGUUUGGAAUUCUCCUUAGAGUCGCUCUCAGACUCGAGAGUGGCCCGUUACUGCAGAUGCGCACGUCCUGUGUAUCUUGUGCUGUGCACACGCUUGACUGCAGGGUGACCGGCACACUCGCUAAUAGCCAGGAUCUCUCUCCACGCUGUGCAGGACACCUCUAGGCCCCGGACGUCGGCCUGUCCCUGCGGGGGCUCCGUGGGUCCUGCCGAGGAUCGGAGACCAGCACAGCGGCCCCGUGGCUCUCUGGAACUUUGAAGUGCCUUCUGAAUUACAAUGAAAAAAAUUGAACUCGAGACGCUUUUCUAUUCGUUCAGAAUCUGUUACCCCCGAGUAGCUGGAUGGAACUGUGUCGUUCAGAAGCCCCUGGCCGGCGUCCGGCUGAGCCAGGCUUGGUUGGUCAGGAGAGUCAGGCCACGUCAGAGCCGAAGGCCCGCGGCGCCGGCAGGCUGGAGCCCGGCCCUGGUGCUGUCCCCGGGACCCCGAGGGAGGGAACCCCCAGUCCUGGUGCCUUGGUCCUUCAGGGAUGCCUUUGGCCAUCUCUGCCGUUCUCGUCUUCCUUCUCUGAGUGCAGCCUGGUGGUAGGGGAGCGUGGGUGGCGCUCCCCCGGGUCCGGAGUGCUGGGCCUGCCUGGAGGGUCCUGUGGCAGCGCCGAGACCCGCUUUGCUUGUGUCUUGAACCUUCAGCCGACUGUGGGAGUGGCGUAGCUGCAGGGCAGGGCCCCGGGAGCCUCUGACUUGCCGAUAGACACAUUUUCUCACGUCUGAGCUGAAACCUGCACGUCUCUAGCGUGUGUAAUAGAAACCCUCCGGAGGAUAAGUUUACACUUCACGAGAUAUUGUUUUCUAUUUUUGGAUUUAUUCUCUCCCCCCCCUUUUUGGUAGCAUGGGGGGAAGCGUAAUAUUUGUAUGAAGAACUAUCACCUCAGAGUGACCUCGCUUUCCAGGGUGACAGGACUCGCACGCUUCAGGGCCGUAGACCGAGGGCAUCAGCCGACGCUUUUUCCUGUUUGGUUUCCGUGUGCGAACUGCUCAGCGUCACUCGCUCUGCGAGGUGUGCCCGGGCGCCGCAGAGUGGCCCAGUGGAAUGCUUGCUGCUUCUGAGCGAUCCUUGUGGCGCUGAGGGGGUGGGGGCCCUGCUCCCCGCCCCGCCUGUCCCCAGGACCCCGUCCAACACGGCAACAGCCGGGGCUGAGGGAUUGGCAGCCCGCCGAGUCCCGAUUUUUCCUUCCCUCCCGUUUUUUUGUGACAUCCAGCCUCCAGGAAGGGGCGCUGUGUGCGCCCCGCGGCCCGAGUCCCCGUAGGUGCACCCCACCCGUGCUUUACACCCUCAGCGUGCCCCCCCACCCGGUGGGUUCUGGGGGCAGCCACACUCGGGGCCCUGCAGAGCAAGAGUGGUGCUAUCCCCACAUCCAAAGCCCACGGUCGCACAGACCGCUGUUUCCGCAGACACUCAGCCCCGAGCCUCGGCCUGCCGCCGUGCGUCUCUCGGGGGCCUUGAGGGGUGCGUUUUGGGGGGAAGGGCAUCUACCGAACAAGAACCAUUCUUUCUCCAGUGCCCGUGCCCGUGUGCGAGGCUCUGCGGUGCCGGCCAUGGGGAAGGGCCGCUCAUUUCCAUAGCUCAGUUCUCUCUCUCUUGGUUUCCCCGAAACUUCCACGUAGGCCCUGGCUCAAGAACUUGGCAUUGUGUCUCCUGUUCAUCUUUUUCUCCAAUGUUCGUUAUCAUUUCUGGAAUUAUCCUUGGUUUUUUUUUUCCUUAGCUCAUAGGUCAUAGAUGCAGAAAUAUUCUAGUAUUUAAAGCACCCACGUCAGCUGGCUUUGCAUCCAGAAACAUUUAAUGAUAACUCGGUUUGAAGCACCAAGCAUGUGUAACAUGGCUCUAUAAAAUAUAAUAAAUGCAUAAUGUUAAGCUUU
This is a messenger RNA of Sorex araneus (European shrew), 4669 nucleotides long. It is a transcript of the gene YY1, whose product is annotated as YY1 transcription factor. The record is from RefSeq and is a predicted model, not a curated record. Gene Ontology annotation, cellular component: transcription regulator complex; PcG protein complex. Bases 139 to 1395 code for a protein of 418 amino acids. Gene Ontology annotation, biological process: regulation of transcription by RNA polymerase II. The transcript is spliced from 5 exons. Gene Ontology annotation, molecular function: DNA-binding transcription factor activity, RNA polymerase II-specific; RNA polymerase II cis-regulatory region sequence-specific DNA binding. Lineage: Eukaryota; Metazoa; Chordata; Mammalia; Eulipotyphla; Soricidae.